Molecule: messenger RNA, 1855 nt
Organism: Nestor notabilis (Kea)
Lineage: Eukaryota; Metazoa; Chordata; Aves; Psittaciformes; Psittacidae
Gene: TRMT44
Product: tRNA methyltransferase 44 homolog (S. cerevisiae)
Exons: 10
Biological process (GO): tRNA methylation
Molecular function (GO): tRNA (uridine) methyltransferase activity; metal ion binding
Source: RefSeq, a predicted model, not a curated record
ACGUUUACAAUGGAACUGUGACCUUUCUGCCUUUGGAGGAAAACAGUGAAGGAAAAUACAAGAUUAAAAAGUGCAAUAUUUAUCAAAUUCAACUUGUGUACCUAAAAGAUGAGGAAUGGUCUGUUUCUAUUGUAGCUCCAUUUCCAGAAGAUUGGUUUUCAGAUGGAAUUGCAUACCCCAAACUAACAUGGCUUGGAAAUGAGCUUUUGUCCAAACUGGCUAAAUGGUCUGUGGAGCAAAAGCCCAGUGAGUUUAAAAGUACGCUCUCGCUCAUUUCUGUAGCAGAAUACAGCAAGGUUUAUCAAGACCUUAAAGAAAAAUACAGGGAGAUGGUAAAGGUAUGGCCUGAAGUGACAGACCCUGAGAAAUUUGUUUAUGAAGAUGUUGCCAUUGCCACUUACUUGCUGAUUCUUUGGGAAGAAGAGAGAAAGGAAAAAGGGUUGACUAAGAAACAGUCAUUUGUAGAUCUUGGAUGUGGAAAUGGUCUGCUGGUUCAUAUUCUAAACAAUGAAGGGCAUUCAGGUAGAGGAAUUGAUGUGAGGAGAAGAAAAAUAUGGAAUAUGUAUGGACCAGGAACUCAUUUAGAGGAAUCUACAAUCAUGCCAGGUGACAGUCAUCUCUUUCCUGAUACUGACUGGCUCAUAGGAAACCAUUCAGAUGAAUUAACACCGUGGAUACCUGUAAUUGCAGCUAGGUCUUCCUAUUCAUGUCGCUACUUUGUGCUGCCUUGUUGCUUCUUUGAUUUCCAUGGAAAAUACAGCCGAAGACAAAGCAGGAAAACUCAGUACAGAGAAUAUCUUGAUUUUAUUGCCCAAGUGGGAUUUGUAUGCGGGUUUAAUGUGGAAGAAGAUUGCCUUAGAAUUCCAUCAACAAAAAGGGUAAGCCUUAUUGGAAAAAGCAGGACCUAUCCACCUACAGAACAUGCUCUGAUUGACAAGCAGAUAACACAGUAUAUUAAUAAUCGUCAGACCUGUGCUGUGGUCCCGUGUGGCAGCAAAGUUGCAUGUAAUCAUAAGGAUCACUGUGACAAUGUGUGCAGAGAAGCAGGCUCAGAACUUCCUGAAAAUGAGACUGACACUGGUGGUACAAUUUGGAUGCCUGGAUUUCAACCCAGAGAAAAAGUAGAACAAAUCCGAAAUUGUGCUUCCCUCCCUCGGGAUUUUGUAGAUGAUGUGGUUCUCAGUGUGGCAAACUUGCUGUUAAAUGCAGCCCCCCCAAAGUCAUGUUCUGAUAUGCAUGAUGGAAAUACAAAUACCUGGAAUCAAGGAGAAAGCCUUUCCUUGAAAGAAGUAGCAGAACACUUAAAUAAAGACACUUUAAAAAGGCUGAAGAGUGAAUAUGGAGGCCUGCAGACACUUCUCAAGAACAAUCAUCAAGUAUUUGAAGUUCUAAAUGGGAGAGUUCAUAUUCGUGACUGGAGAAAAGAGAAAUUGUCGAGGAAAACUAAGCCUGAAGUGAAACGGCGCCUUUCAGCUGAAGCAUUUAAAACACGUCUCUGUUGGUUUUUCAUUCAUCAUCCUGAUGGUUGUUCUUUGCCUUCUGAAUCUUGCCCAUAUGCUCAUGGGACUGAGGAGCUAAGGCAGUCUCAGAUGAUUAAAAAGAAGAAACAUAUACAGUAAUAAAAUGCUGCCACUUAAUGUUUAGGCCUGUGUACAUAACCAAAUCUGUGGUUGACUUUGGGACUGCCUAGUGCAUGAAGAUCUGUACAAUAUGGAAAGGUUUCCCAAUUCCUAUGCAUCUUAUUUUCCAGUUUACAAGUUCUCCUGUAUUUUUCAUUCUUUUGUUUUUUGAUGGUUUUGGGUUUUUUUUUAUUGACUUGGAAAAGGUAUAGUAAAGUAUGUAUAUACUUUUGAAA